AUAUAUACUAGACUCCGUUCAUUAUCAAGUUAUACAUCCCACUCAGCCUUCAUGGAGAAAACUUGGUUAACUGCACUAGUAGUCGUACUAGUGUUCUUGGCACAGUAUUGUUUCUUACCCUGUUUGGCUAUGAAUGUUCCCAACUCCACCACUGAUCAAUCUGCUCUUUUAGCUUUCAAAUCCUAUAUCACUUUCGACCAUCCUGACCACAUACUGGCAACUAACUGGUCCUCAGCCACCUCUGUUUGUGACUGGAUUGGUGUCUCUUGCGGCAAGCGCCACUACAGAGUGGUGGCCUUGAAUCUCCCAAACAUGGGUAUUGGAGGCACCAUCCCACCCCACAUUGGAAACCUCUCAUUUCUAUCCUACUUCAACAUCACCAGCAACACUUUCCAUGGUCAUCUUCCCAGUGAGUUGGCUCGAUUGCAUUGCCUAAAUGUUGUCGACUUUGGUUUCAACAAUUUCGGUGGAGGUGUUCCGUCAUGGUUUGGAAACUUACCCAAGCUUCAAUACUUGCGCCUCGAAAACAACAGAUUCACUGGUUCAGUUCCACCUUCCAUUGGCAACAUAUCAACAUUAGAGUAUCUCAAUUUAAAGUCCAAUUUUCUAGAGGGAAGAGUUCUUGAAGAGAUUGGUCAUCUUCCUAAACUGAAGACGUUGCGCAUGGCAUUUAAUAAUUUGUCUGGUAGUCUUCUGAAGGAUUUGUGUGUUUUUCUUCCUAAACUUGAAAUUCUUGCUCUUUCUUGGAAUGAGUUUGAUGGCCAAAUUCCAUCAACUCUAGGUGAAUGCAGAGAGCUCCAAAUCUUAUCAUUGUCUUACAAUAAAUUCAGUGGUUUCAUUCCAAAGGCAAUUGGAAAUUUGACUUUUCUUCAGAUUUUAUAUCUUGGUGGUAAUAUCUUUAAAGGCGAAAUUCCACAAGAACUAGGUAGUCUACAUAGUUUGGAGAUGUUAGGUAUGGAAUCUGCUAACGUCACUGGUCUCAUACCAUCUUCCAUCUUUAACAUCUCUUCAUUGAAAGGGCUUAUUCUAUACACCAAUAAUUUAUUUGGUAAGUCUGCCAAGGGCAAUCGGCAACUGUACCUCCCUUUCAGUAUUUAGUAUUUCAGAAAAUAACUUGACAGGUAACCCGUCCAUCUCUCAAACUUUAGUUGCUGACUUUGGGUAGGGAAUGGGCAUACUACUUGCCUUUUUUUGCUACGUUGUAUCUGGAAUCAUAAAUUUAGUAAAAAUUUAAAAAAAUAGAAAAUAAAUAUUUAACUUAUAUUUCAUUCAUGUUGUCUUCAUCUUUUUAUUUUUUAUUUUCAAAUCUUUAUCUCAAUUCAUAAUUCAAACACAAUCCUAAUGUCCUCAAAAACUUUUCUAAUUUCUUCAAAUUAUAAGAAUUAAGUUUAGGAGGGUAACUUGGGUCGGCUCAAUCCGAACAACCUGAGCUCAACUUGAAUUCUUUUAGGACUUAAACAAAAUAUUUUUGAAUUCAGUAUGGGUUUGGAUGAAAAUUUAGAAGCCCGAAUUAAAUUUAGAUGAGUUUGGGCAAAGACAUCAAACAACUCGACCAACCAGAAGCACGAAUUAUAUAUAUACAUAUUAUAUUAAAGUAAUUUAGAUCGUUAGAUCAUAUUGAAUAUAUAUUAUACACACAAUUAACACAACACAAAAAUAAAUAUUUUAUCACUCAUAACUUGUAAAGACCACUAUAGCAGCAUUUUUCUUACAUUAUAUAAUAAAUUAUUUGUUUUUAUAUUAUUAAUGAUUUUAUAAAACAAAUGUAAAUAGAGUCUAAUUUUAACAAAUUAAAUAACUUAGCUGCACUAAAAAAAAAGAAAGAAAAAAAAAAACAAAUAAAAUUUAUGUGCAAUUUGAAUAAUUCAGGUUUAAUUUGGAUUGGACUUGGGAAGACAAUCUCGGAUUACAAUCCGGACUUGGACAACUCUCAACACAACUUGAACUUGGGUUUGAACAACCUCUCACUCCACCCAAAAGUUGGGUUGUUAUAGCAAUACAUCAUAUGAUUUCCAAGCUACAUAUAUGCCCUACAAGCUUGGGAAAUCCUAUGGUGUAAGGUGUGUACCAAAUGCAUCUUAUUACAAAUGGUAUAAUUUUACCACAAAAUUUCAUGAUGUUAAUCACAAAAUUUGUAAUCUCAAUACAAAUUAGCGUAACAAAAUGUACAAAAUUUUGUGGUUCAUAUAACAAAAGUGUGUGGUUAGGUUACGAUAUCUUUUCUUAAGCUAAUUUGUAGCGAGGUUAUGCAUUUUGUGGUUGGUGCUAUAAAAUUUUAUGAUAAAAUUAUGCUAAAUUGUGAUAAGAUGUGUCCCAUAGGAUUAUAUGCAUUGAUUACCAACUCAUUUGGGCAAGGCAUAUAAUUAUCUAACCCAAGUCCUCUAGGGAAAUUAGGGUGUGCACGAUAUACACCUUUA
This is a messenger RNA of Camellia sinensis, 2417 nucleotides long. RefSeq lists its product as uncharacterized. Lineage: Eukaryota; Viridiplantae; Streptophyta; Magnoliopsida; Ericales; Theaceae. The record is from RefSeq and is a predicted model, not a curated record. Gene Ontology annotation, molecular function: protein binding.